GGAUAGGAAGCAGCAGAGCACAGCACACAGAGUAAGUAAGCAAACGGUGACUCCAUUAGAGGACAGCAGCGAGGUCAUCUUCUUUGAUUCGGAGAGGAAGAAGAAAGGAAAAAUGGGAGGAAUUCUCAUGCAGCAUCACCAAAUUUCCCCCAGUCCUCUGCGGAAAGACUCCUUUCCCGGAUCAUUUUCUGCUCUCCUCAAAGCAUUUUCAGGUGGUGUUCUCCCCCGUGCUCCACGGCAAGGCUUUCGGCGCUCGUCUCCGGCGGUGACCGUCAGAUCAGAGGUCAACGGAUCUCCGUCGCUGCCAAGAACGGUCAGGAGGCACAGCAAAGAGGAGCUCAUGGAUUUCUUCGGAAGCAUCCAGGCCGCCAUUGCCAGGGACUCGCCCAAGGCGUCGAAGCGGACGAGGAAUCCAUCGUCGCCGGCGCCUGACUCAUUCGAAGACGCCGGCAGGAUGACGAAGCAAACACACGGUGAGCUGGGACGAGAUGGGCAGCCAGAUUUGAAGGACAUGAAGGUGCCAGAGCUGAGGGAGCUGGCAAGAGCAAGGCUGAUGAGAGGCUACUCGAAGCUGAAGAAGGGGGAGCUGAUCGAUCGUUUGAAGGGGGGUUUGGUCUGAUAAUUUCAGGCUUCUUAUUGUCCUAGGCCAUGAACACGGAUGGCGCCAGUGACUGAAUUGCUGGCAUGGUUCUUCAGAACUAAUUUUUCUAGCGGUUCGAUCUUCUGUUCAGUUUUUGUACAAUUUGAUGGCAUCAUCAUUUGACUCGGUGGAGGGCUUGCUGGUUAGCUUCAUUUCAAGAUGAGUUCCUUUUUCAGUUUGCAGCUUA
This is a messenger RNA of Brachypodium distachyon (stiff brome), 827 nucleotides long. RefSeq lists its product as uncharacterized. Gene Ontology annotation, biological process: DNA-templated transcription termination. NCBI's taxonomy places the organism in Eukaryota, Viridiplantae, Streptophyta, Magnoliopsida, Poales, Poaceae. The record is from RefSeq and is a predicted model, not a curated record. The transcript is spliced from 3 exons. Bases 113 to 619 code for a protein of 168 amino acids.